AUGCCCCAAACGCUGAGCUCUGCCAGCAUGUUUACUUCCUGUGGCUUCAGCCCUCAUCACCUCCAUCCCUCCAAAGAAGAUGAUGAAGGAGGACUGAUCUUUCAAGAUGGAAACCUUACCUCAGCAUCUCUUGAUGCUUUAAUUCAACACCUUAUACCUACAGCUGACUACUACCCUGAGAAGGCCUACAUCUUCACAUUCCUGCUGAGCUCAAGACUGUUCAUUGAACCACAUGAACUUCUGUCCCGUGUUUGUCACAAGUGCAUCGAGCAGCAGCAACUGGAUGACCCAGUGCUGGAUAAGGCACGGAUCAGAAAAUUUGGGCCCAAGAUUUUACAGUUGUUAACAGAAUGGACGGAAACGUUUCCCUAUGAUUUUCAGGAAGAAAAGAUGAUUGGAUGUUUGAAAGACAUCAUCCACCGGAUAGCUCCGUGUGAUGAGCAAGCCUAUUGGAAAAAGAUGAAUCAGCUUCUACAAACCUUGAACCAGAAGCUUGCAAGUCUUAACCAUGGCCAAGAAGGGAUAGUCAAGAUCAGUGCAGCUGUUUCAGAUAAAGUGGUAGCUUUUAAAAGUAAACCUCCAUCCAUCCAAAGAGAAAUGUUGAAUGUCUGCAGUGAUCCAUAUACUUUGGCCCAACAGUUAACUCAUGUAGAACUGGAAAGACUGACUCAUAUUGGUCCUGAAGAAUUUGUUCAAGCAUUUGGCCAUAAAGAUCCCUUGGACAGCACAAAGCCUUGUUUCAGUGAACAGAAGAAGACUAGUAAUCUUGAGGCUUAUGUGAAAUGGUUCAAUAGACUCUGCUAUCUUGUAGCAACAGAAAUCUGUAUGCCCGCCAAAAAGAAGCAGAGGGCACAAGUCAUUGAAUUCUUCAUUGAUGUCGCCCGGGAGUGCUUUAACAUAGGGAACUUUAAUUCACUGAUGGCAAUCAUCUCUGGAAUGAAUAUGAGUCCAGUAUCUAGGCUAAAGAAGACCUGGUCAAAAGUGAAAACAGCCAAGUUUUUUAUUCUUGAGCACCAGAUGGAUCCUACUGGCAAUUUUUACAACUACAGGACUGCCUUAAGAGGAGCUGCUCAUCGGUCCCUAACAGCACACAGCAACAGGGAAAAGAUUGUGAUCCCCUUCUUCAGCCUACUGAUCAAAGAUAUUUAUUUUUUGAAUGAGGGAUGUGCAAACCGCCUUCCAAAUGGGCAUGUCAACUUUGAAAAAUUCUUGGAACUGGCUAAACAAGUAGGAGAAUUCAUAACAUGGAAACAAGUUGAAUGUCCGUUUGAGCGUGAUGAUAAUAUAAUCCACUAUUUACAUACUGCCCCUAUCUUUACCGAAGAUGGUUUGUAUUUGGCUUCCUAUGAAAGUGAAAGUCCAGAAAACCAAACAGAAAAAGAGAGAUGGAAAAACCUAAGGUCAACUAUCUUAGGAAAGACCUGAAGACAAUAAUCUAUAAAUAUACUAGAAGAAACUAAGUCAGCAAAACUACUUUGCACUAUGGAUUCCAAAGAUGCCUAUUUGGGAUUUAGAAUAUUUUAUUCUUUAUUUUUGUGUGCGUUUGGGGGCUCUCUAACGCAAUUAACUGGAUUCAUCAGAAAGACUCAAGUGAGUAGUCUUUUUACUGCACACAGUGUUGCUACAGCCAAUAUGGAACCUUAUAGUGACAAGCCAGUCGAGAUUUGAUCUUGGCUUUAUCAGAACCAAGUCCUUAUUGCUAUUUAAACUUGACUUUCUAAAAGAAAAAGCAAGAAAAGUCAUGGUGCUGCAAUCCAAAACAGUCUCCACGGAUGAGUACAGGGUUUGUAUCUCAGAAGCAGGGUGAAUCUGAUAAUAACUCAAAGAGAACUGUGAAAAGUAGAUGUUGCAAUUACAUUAUGCUACUACAUAUUUUUCCUCCACAAUCCUCAGCCUCAAUGAAGAAUAUUCCAACAUCAGGAAAUAAAUGACUAAUAGAAAACCAUAUUAAAAUAACCCACGUAUGCUACUUUUUUAAUAUUGAAAGUUUCGAGCUGUUGAAGAUGUGUUAUGUCUCCUUCCGUUUGGAGUCCGAAUCAUCUUUGAUCUUCAUAGGGAACUCCUAAGCUCUUCAGAUGACUUCUCAUGUGACCCUUAUGAUAUAAAGCAUGUAGCAUAUUCUCUAGUUCUGUUGACUGUUGAGAUGCGACAGUCUUUAAAGAAUCUUGCAUCGUUAACAGAAAGGAAAUCUGUUAAGGACUGCAACAGUUGCUUUCACCUACUUAUUUUCUCUUUAUCAGAGAAAAGAAAUAUUUUGGAAAAGAUAAUCAUGUGAUAGUAGGGCUCUUAUCUCUAGUGUGUCUUACAGUCUAUGAAUUGUUGCACUGAAAUUAUCAAUACCACGUUCCUAAGAUGGGUCCCUUAUUUUAUGGUUCCUCUGUGUAGGCGAUGGCCACUGCCUCCCAGCUAUGGCAUUCUUUCUCGAAUUCCUGACUUCGAGAUGCAUUUAGGGCUACAGAUUUGGGAGCUAUAGGGAAAGUUGACUAAUGGGGAAUGAACAAUCAGGCAGUAAUAUGUCUGCCAUAAUGCUUAGUGGGAGGGCAAGCAAUGGUUGCAAAUUAUACUCAAAUAGCCUUUUUAUAAGUAACGGGAGUAAAACAAAUCCAUAGCUUACUGCUUACUGUGUAGAAUUGCAGUAAAGUGAAAAUCUUCAUUUUAAUAACUGGGAUGUUUUCAUAAUAAAAUUGUAUCAGAAAGACUCAUAAUUCAGAUUCUGACAUUUGCAAGUAAUAUCCUGCACAGCGUGGGCUUGGCUUGAGAAUUACAGGUAGCUGAUGCCACAUAUAUAGAUGAGACUCAUGCCAAUGUACAUAUUUUAUGCAUCAUUUAAAUGCAUUCCAAGAUUCAACCAGUUCCAACAUAGGACAUUGGCACAGUGACCAAUAGGUGGAAUUUAGAGAGUUCACUCCUGCCUUCCAUCAUAUGCAAGAGUUUGGCAUGCUGGUCAAAAUCUCAACUGGUAUUUACAUUAACAGUAAAGCAGUCAUUAGGCACUGGAUAGGUUUGAACCUUAAUUUGCUUCUGAAUAUGUCUGUAUUGAAAUUCUAUCAUAUUCCUUCUGGGUAUUGUCACAAGGAGCCUUUUUGUUUCUUUUAGUAAAGCAAUCUUAGGUUCUAGAAUAUAACUUAAGUUAUUUAUCUGCACAAGCCUUCUUGACAACCUAUUUCUUUCCAUCACAUCUACUUCACUGUGUGCUGAUAUAUAAUGCUGGCACAGAAAUGUUUAAUACCAGUCUAAAUGAAUGAUUUUUCAUUAAAAAAAUAUAUGUUGAUCUGACCCUAGUUAGAUAUUUGUGGCCUAUGACAGAUAAGAAAGAAUUUUGUGCAUGUGCACAUUUUCCUCAGGCAACCAAUCAGUGAAUAUAUAAAUAUAGCUACUGUGUAUGAUCAAUUCUAAACUUGUGUCAAAUUCAACAGUUUAUGCACCUACUAUGUCAGAAUAUAGUAGCUAUUUCAUGUAGCUAUUGCAAAAGACCUACAGUAUUUGAAUUAUCUAGAUCAUGGGUGUCAAACUUGCCACAUCAUGUUGCCAACAUGUGACUUUUUGCAACUUUUUCCAUUUCCCGGAGCUGGGGUAGGCGUGACCUACGCAUGACACACCUGAACCAUGGGCCACCAGUUUGACACCCUGAUAUAGAUGUAUUCAGACCGCUUCAGUAACCAUCUCAGCAUCUGAAUAGGAAGCAAGAUAAAUUUAUUUCUCUAUUUGUUAGCUCUUUUCUGUAGUAAAUUUUGAAAAAUGGAGGAAUGCCACAAAAAUAUAGUGAGGUAGAUGUCUCAGAUUUUAAACAGGAAAAAAAGAACAUCUAAGUUGUAAGAAUGUUCAGUCUGAUGGAACUAGAAUAGAUAGGAAAAAUGGUUAGAAAUAUGUCUAAAAAUACUGUAUGUAGAAAGAAACAUAGAAUGUCAAAAAUAAAUCCAGAAUUGUUUCUUUUGGAUUGGGCUACUGGCUGAAUAGAUAUUGAAAAAAGUACAAAAAACAGUAUGCCUUUAUUUCAGCAAAGCACCUGAUAAAUAUUUUGUGGCAAAAUGUCUUAAUUGUGUUUUUGCUGGCAGUGACCUUCAUAGAUGAAUUCACAGUUGUAGAAUCAAUGAGUUCUUAUCAAUUAUUCAUUAAAUCAAGGAAACAUUUGAAUGAGGUGCCAUAGUAGAAGUGUAUACUUCAACCAUUGAUCCAUCUUAGAUGCAGAGAAAUCUUUUUUCCAGAUGAUCCAUAAUAUGAAUAACUGUUACCUCAUAGCAGUAACCCAUUCAAAAUGCUAUUGAUGGAAGGCUGAGUAAGAUCAUAUAAAUUGCAGCAUAACACAGUACAAAUGUCUGCCUUCAGGUGUGCUCAAAUUCAGAACACUAAUGUAUGGUAGACAACAUCUGGUUUAACAGUGGUACAUGAGGUUUCCAGAUUAUAACAAAUGUGAAAAAGCUACAAAACAGUGCCAUGAACAUUAAUAGAACCAUAAUAUUUAGGAACAAGAAUAAAUACUUCCUUAUUUGGGACUAAUCAGAUUUGUCUGGUCCUGUAUAUGUUUUUGAAUAAGAAUUAAGAAAGAUGAGGCAAACACGAGAAAGAUGAGACAAAUACCAGACGGUCUGAUGUAGAAAACAAGACAAUGUUGCUUCGCUUCUUAUCCAGAAGACAGGAUUAAUCUAAUGGGCUUAAGUUAGGGAAGAUGAAUGUUGACUGAAUGGUAGGAAGAAGAUGAAAGAGCCAUUUUAUAAUGGUUUAAUGAUAAUUCACUGUUCUGCAUGAGAAAAUUUGCAAAGCAAAUUGUAACUUAGAAGUGCAAAAUGCCUAAUUAAACCCCAAAACAAUGAUAAUACAAAUCUUAAAAACAUAAUAAACAUAACAAAAAAUGUGGAGGAGGAGGCAAUAUUCUGGCUGCCUUUGAACUAAGCCCAGAAGCCCAUCUGGAAGAUAUUCUUAUGCAGGAUUUCCUGCAUUUACAAAGGGUUGAAUUACUAAAUAUCCCACAGUUGAUACUAAUGGGAUUAUCCCAUUAGAUUAUUAAUAAUAAUCUACUAAAAGAUGACUUAGAUUUAAUAGACCAAAUACAUAGUGAUGUUUUCUUUUGCUGAAGAGAACACAGCUUUUUCUCCUUAAAUGCUACUAAAUAAAUCCAAGGAUUAUAUUAAUUCACCUUUGUCUGAAAGUAACUCUAACUGUAGCCAGAUUUUAACAAUUGACAUAUUUGACUUUCUGAGAUCAUGGUGAUCAAAUGUAUUUCUACUUAUUUAAGUAAGAGUGAUAAAAUAAUAUAUGCAUAUUAGAAUGCUGAGAUUGAUUUCUCAGCUAGUAUCGGUUGCAAAUAUUUCAUUAUUUGUAUUUGCAAACAGUGAUUUGGCUAGGUAUAAAAAACAAAGCAAAUCUGUAUUUCAAAUACAUAAUAUGAAUACAUUGUACACACUCUUUCAGAAAGCAUAAAACCCAAUUUAUUGAAUGAAUAGUACAUACUAGGUUUCACAGGAGGAAAAUAUUCCAAAUAAUUCACCUAUAUUUCAUCAGAAACUAUUAUAAAUGGAUUCAGCUCUGCAUACUGAAAAUUGCUAAGCUUAUGAAAGAAUCCUCAGUCUUCGGCCGAAACUGAGCCUCUGGUCUGACCUUAUACAAUGAGCAAGGCAGUCAUUUUAAACUGAGUUAUGGACAUACUGAAUGCAUUUUUUAAAAAUGCAGCCUGCCUAAGAUUGGAAAUGCAAUUUGUUAUCCAUUUAAUAGGAAAAGGCAGUAUUUCUUUCAGCUGUAGUUCUGGAAUCAUAUUCACAUCAUUACAGAAAUUUAGAAUCUUGAGAUGAAUGUAAUUACUUCAAUUCCAUUUAAAACGUUUCAGAAUGAGAUAAUCCAAAACCUAAGCAACAGUCAAAUACAUUCGAAUCGGUGCUGCUUUCACUAAAAGUAUAGUAAGAAUCAAUUAUGGCAAUGAAUAACUUUCAUGAACCACUACGGAAUGAGAACAGUCUGCUUCUCAAACAGGUGAGGAAUGAACUGCACGAUCAAAACAAAGCUUUCAUUUAUCUAACUAUUAUUAUAGUAGCUAAUUUUAAUAACUAGCACCAGUCACUAAAAUGUGACCGUAAAUGUGACUCCCUGUAAAAUACCUGAUAUUUUUUAGAUUUAAAACUUGAUGUGAUGCCAGCUUUCAUUUAAUAAAAUAAUUACUGAAUCCCACCUACAAUAACCAUACAGCGUAUUGUAUGUGUAAAUACCAAACCAUAAUUGGUGCUAUGGAAAUGCCUAGCACUCUUCUUAUCUCCUACCCUGCUUAAAAAGUUACUGGUCCUAUUCAAUUCUCCUUGAAUGAAAAUUCUACGAAGGAAGAGGGAUUAAUGAUAUACGGGUAGUCCUCAAUUUAUAACCAUUUGUUUAGUGACUGUUUGA
Messenger RNA from Thamnophis elegans (Western terrestrial garter snake), 6369 nucleotides. It is a transcript of the gene RASGEF1C, whose product is annotated as RasGEF domain family member 1C. Gene Ontology annotation, molecular function: guanyl-nucleotide exchange factor activity. The record is from RefSeq and is a predicted model, not a curated record. Gene Ontology annotation, biological process: positive regulation of GTPase activity; Ras protein signal transduction. Lineage: Eukaryota; Metazoa; Chordata; Lepidosauria; Squamata; Natricidae. Gene Ontology annotation, cellular component: plasma membrane. The coding region runs from base 1 to 1425 and encodes 474 amino acids. The transcript has 14 exons.